ACUUAUCGCAACAAAAGAUCUACAUUCAUUUACCAGUAUGGCUUCCCCCUCAAAGAACUUUGUUCUCUUCUUCGCGCUGAUUUUCUCAACCAUCAAUAUGAGCUUCGCAGCUCGUCAUCUGCUGCAAACAACUAUGCCAUCAAUACCGUCUCUUCCCACCAUACCAACUUUGCCAAUGUCGCUGCCUCCGUUGCCGGCCAUGCCAACAUUGCCAAAGGUCGCCAUGCCGCCAAUGCCUGCCAUCCCAACGACCCUGCCACAGCCUACACUACCGACGCUGCCCGCCACACAACCAACACUGCCCACGACAACUCUGCCGCCGCUCCCGAGCUUGCCAACCAUGCCCACCACCCAACCAACACUGCCCAAGACUACUCUGUCGCCGCUCCCGAGCUUGCCAACCGUGCCCACCACCUUGCCGCCGAUGCCAAGCAUCCCUACUUCUCUCCCUAAGAUUCCUUCCAUUCCUUUCCUCACUCCACCUCCAGCCACCAGCCCUUGAAGAUUUUAGCAUCACGUGAGGCCACCUCAUAGUAUUUUCCAAUUGUUGGCGUCUCCCCUUAUGUCCGUAAGCAUGUUCAUGUGUACGUGCGUUGUGUCAAGAGAUGUAUUUUGGGAUUCUAUUUAUCAUUCACAUUGCUUUCUGGUGAGCUCUUUUGCUACGAAUAAAUGUAUUUCCAGUAUCUUGUAUCUACCUACUAUGAUACGUAUUGAUCAGUGACUUGGCUC
Rhodamnia argentea is the source of this 729-nucleotide messenger RNA. RefSeq names its product hepatitis A virus cellular receptor 1-like. The coding region runs from base 38 to 502 and encodes 154 amino acids. The transcript has 2 exons. The record is from RefSeq and is a predicted model, not a curated record. Lineage: Eukaryota; Viridiplantae; Streptophyta; Magnoliopsida; Myrtales; Myrtaceae.